UGUAAUGAGGCAAAACUCCCUGGAAGAGAAGCGACACUCGCGCUAUACGUCUGCGGGGUUGACUACUGAACCAUCCAAUGGGACCGGAAUCGCAGAGCAAACAGGUCGGGAACCAGGUUCCACGCAACAAUUGCGCAAACGCACAAAUUCGUGGCAAACAAUCGGAAAGUCGCAGGCACUCACCAGCCAAGGCACAGAGAAUUCGCCUAUUACCGUGUACAAGAAGAGCGUGGAAUCUAUAAUCGCGACUCCAAAUAUGCGCCCGCGUCUAUCCAAUCGCAAGGAAGAUUCACAAGACUUGCUGCGAAAACUCGCAAGGCUGUCAAGCACGCCCAGUCCUGGUCGGGCAUCUAAAAAUCAAACGCAUAACGCCUCCACUGCUAUUGCGACCAGAGGCAUCGGGCAAUCGAUGGGUGAAAAGUCCGUAGCAGCAGGAGAACCCUCCACUGGAACCAACCGACCUGAGGAGAGCACGAAAGCUCCACAGGUCAGCCAGUCUGAAGCUGAAAGUCGCAAGGAACCUCUCAAUUUGCCCGAAAACACGUCACGGGAACAAGUCUAUACUCGGAAUAGUGCUAGGCCUCAGUCAAGCCGAAUUUCGUCGCAGGAACUCAAGACAGAACCCGUUGCCAGUACGCCGGUCCCAACAGAGCGAACUUUACUCAAUCCUAAAACACCUGUAGUGACUGGGGCUUGGGUAGAUACGCCGCGGACAGCUACCGUGCUUAAGAAACCAACAGAAGCUCCGUCUGACUUAACCAAACCGGAUAGAAUGGGCAGCCCGAGGAAAAUCUUGAAGAAAGAAAAAACAGAAGAUUCAGCCGACGAAAAACCACAAGUUCUACAGCCAGAGGUAAUCAGACCCAAACUUCCCGACUCUGCUUUGCAAUCCAUCAUCGAAAAGGCGCGAGCCAAUGGACAAAAGCGUUCCUCUGAUUUCGGCGAUUCCACCAUCAACUCCCUAGAAGAGCUAAUCGCCGACCAUACCAUUACCUCUGAAGCCGAAGACGACAUCCCCCCGGACUACCAAAAGCCCACCGGCGACCCCAGAAACGAAGCCGAUCGCGGCCGCCGAGAUGAAUGGGAACACCUCCACAGCUUGGAUAACCGGCUACAAUCAACAAGCAUCAGUGUGCGGCGCGCCAGUAACGGCAUUGGCAAGAUCGAACGACAGUUUGAGCGUCGGUUGAAGCACCAUGAAGAGGCGGGGGCAGGUGGACAAACACGCGCCACUUCUAAUACGUGUACUUGCCUCCACCACGGCGAGCGUGCGCCCGAACCAGCUAAACGAUGGACGUUCUGGAAGGGUUUGAAGAGCCUCUUCUACGAUGAAAACCUAAAGAGGACGAGUAAACGAGGGUGGGGCUUAACAGGGUUAAGCAUCGUGCUAUUGACAUUUCUAACGUGGUUUAUUGCGGAAAAUCUUGCUUGCGACGCCUUCUGCAACCCCGUCUACGCAACCUCAAUGAAAGGCUACGGCGUCAUUUACGGCGCCCCCAAAUUCCCCUUCGUCCUCCCAACAAUCACCUACCGCGCCCUCAUCCGUCCCUGGUGGCGCCCUCUCUACUCCUUACUCCUCCUCCCGCUUUGGAACUACAUCUCUGGCUUGGACGAUGAGCGGGCGGCAGCGGCGGCUACUAGAAAAGUCGGCGCGGCUACGCGCGUUGGCGCGAGUUUUACGACACACACGGUGGCUGCGGCGAGGAGGGUUUUUGAAGAGGACGGGGUUGUUGGUAUGGGCGGGGAUGAGGUUUUGCGGUGA
This is a messenger RNA of Periconia digitata, 1762 nucleotides long. The record is from the annotation of a GenBank genome assembly. Lineage: Eukaryota; Fungi; Ascomycota; Dothideomycetes; Pleosporales; Periconiaceae.